GGGCGCUUGCGAACAACAAUGUUGUUUGAUCUUUUCGGUCGCUGUUGCGAUGAUCCUGCAUUGAUUGCUCCAAUGCCGUGUCGCUAAUUUCCAUCCAUCCAUUGCUUGCUUAAGUUUGUAUAUACCUACCUACAUACGUACAGCUACCGUACGUUAUCAACAAUACCACUGCACCUCACUGCACCACCUGCAACUAGGUACUUCCUCCGGUUUGAGCGAACCUAUCACGAGGAUCCGAUCCCUCCAAUCGCGCACUGCAACUAUUGGGCUGGCCCCCGAAAUACCCCGUGCUUUUACAACCGCCGUCUAAUAAGACUUGACUUUAUAUUUUGGCCCGUUCCAGCCCUCGAUUUGAGACCUUCCCGCUUCCCUACUAUACUUAUGCAUUCCAUCUUGUCUUGUCAGUUCCGUCGCCUUUUCAUUGAUUUCCAGAAGUCAACACCGGUAAUUCGGUUUAGACCGUUUUUACCAACGCCCUAUCAAAAUGGAAGCUUCGUUUCCAAAUGUAAUGAACCAGCCGGUCCAACCAGUUCAACCGGUCCAGCCAGACCGGACGGAAUUAGGGCCUCCGCCGAUGAUUAUCCAGCAGUACGCCAGGUAUCCUGCUCCGGAGCCUGGCUUACAUAGCGCAUCUUCAAUAGGUAGUGCUCGCAGUCAGAUUGCCACCUCCAAAUCGCCCCCUCUUCACCGCAAAGCCACCCCGCGCAGCUUACAAGCAUCGCCAACCGCCCCACGCCCUGGCGUGCCCCCAGCACUAGCACCGGCACAAGUACCAACUCCAGCACCAGCGCCAGCGCCAGCGCCAGCGUCAGCGCCAGUGCGCCAAGCACCCUCCUUGUCUCCUCCCCACUAUGACUCUUUGCGCCAGAGGUCUACUCGAGAACAGAUGGAAUCGGCUGAGACCCGAUCUCUUCCGUCUCGCGACAUCACGGACGCAAGCAUCGACGAUGCAUACAUUAUGUUUAUAUUCUAUUGUAAUCCGAAUGUCCCUUUGUCGAUGGACACGUCGGAGUUACGAAAGACCUUCAGAUGCCCUCCACGGAGUGAUGGAAAGAGCUUCAGUAUAUUUGCGCUUUACGAACUGAUCAAGAAGCUGGAUUGCAAAGAGUUAAAGACAUGGAUUCAGCUGGCUAUCGAGCUGGGGGUAGAGCCGCCCUGCAUGGAAAAGAAACAAAGCACGCAGAAAGUUCAGCAAUAUGCAGUGCGACUCAAGCGCUGGAUGCGUGCGAUGCAUGUCGAUGCCUUCUUUGAAUAUUGUCUAGGACACCCUCAUCCUUAUUACACUCAGCUCCCGCCUAGCGGUAUUAUAAGCGAGAGCCGGGAUGGGGUACCACUCGAGGAAGAUCUUGCCUUGCGAGCGCUCGUCCCUCAGUGGAAGCCAAAACGCGGGCGAAAGCGAGCCGAGCUCGAGGCGAUGGAAAAGGCCGCCAAGCGACCACAACUUGACACAUCCAUGAACGUGAUGAAUCCAGGGCCCUUUUCCGGGCAGACCUCGACAUUUCCCACCAGCGCUAUUCCAUUCAGUGCAUUUCCUGAUGAGAUAGAGUCGACUGAUCCGUGGAUGGGGAAUGCGCAUACAUUUUCAACUGAGGGUCCAUCUGUGACUCAUGCUCCCCAGCAAAGUCAAGAUCUGCGUUGGAGGCAUAUUGAACGCGAUGCUUCGCCCAACGGCUAUCCUCAUUCUGCCAUUAUUCCCAGAAGUAAUCAUCAAUCGGAAAUCUUCAUUCAGCCUGCAGAGCCACGCUCAGCAGUGACACCAUCCACUGGUGAGAAGACACGCCCCAAACGGCGUCAUGGCCCCGCUGUAUCAUCUGCCUGGCCUAGUAACAAUGGGAGCAAUGGAAAGACGCGGGGCCGACCUCCCAAUCGAGGAACAGUGUCAGGCCCAUUUUCAUCCUUCCCAGUGAAUCCUGUCCGCUCCGAAUCUACCCAUCAAGCAAACUCCGCAAUCCGAUCAUCUCCUGCCAUUGUUCUCGAUCAAGAGCACACUAACCGGUUUAGUGACUCACCAUACCAGCAAUCACCUACACCAUUCAAUUUAGGUCCCAAACCGAAUAAGCUGCAGCUCCAGGUUCCACAGCACCCGGGAGGACCUGUGCGCCUCGCGACACCGCCCACCUUGGCGGUAAACGGAGUCCAUGGCGCCUCUGGCAUGAUGAAAACAGAGAAUAACCAGCGCAACGGGACUCUGGCACCGCUUUACGACUAUGCUGGCAAUGUGGGUGUCACCAAUCCCUCUUCUUAUGCCAAUCGCAACCUCGUGCAACAAACAGAGAUUACAGCGGACGACGUUGUACGUGUUCUAGCAGGCGAGCUACUGCGUGGUAGGGUUGUCGGUCGGUCUGCUCCUCUCAGUGCGGAAGAGGGCCGGGGUUUAGCAUCAUCUGUUGUCUCAAGCCUCACGCCCACAUACGCGAAGAUACCAGGCGGUUCAGCGGCCCUCAUGUCCGCGUUGCACCUGGGUCUCGGACACCAAUUCGGCUAUCCCGGAGUCACCGAAAGUGUGAUGACCAUCCACAUCGAGAUGAUGCCUUCGGCUUCCUCCACUGCACCAAGCGUGGAUGGAACCCCUUCAAAUCACGUAUAUACGAUCACUCACGAGUACAAGCACGGGCUACGGUUCUCGACCAAGGUGACUUACGGAAACCUCAACAUUGGCACAUCGGACAGUAACAAGUUUGAAAGCUCGUUCCGGGCGACGGACGAGCUGGACAACAGUAUUGCGGAGCUGGACAGCAUCACCGAUGCUGAAUUCGACGUGGAAGGCGCGGAUGGAAACGUCUCCGAAGCCACGUGGAGGCAAAGGUACCUCAAGCUUCGUGCGCAGAUGCAGAAGAAGGAACGGUCGCUCUCUAAUUAUAAACGCAAGAUCUUAGAGUCUGUAAUGGCAGACCUCUAAGCCGGCGCAUCCUCAAUUAUCUUUAGCCCCCAGCAAGGUUUCAACUGUGAUACCCUAAAACAUGAUGUAAGCUCGACAGGCAACCACUGCCUGUCAGUUCUGUGCUAUUUGGACAUAACACCUCUGCCGCGUAUACUCCGGGUACGAAGCUGGAGUGAUUCUGUGUUAUUUUUGGGUUCUGUUCAUUCGUUUUACUGAUACCCUUUGAGCAAACUUACCUUGACAUGCGUCUACUUACUAUAGAAUUUGACUUCUCUACUUUCCAAUGCAUGCUGGUAUUUAACAGC
Messenger RNA from Aspergillus aculeatus ATCC 16872, 3186 nucleotides. It is a transcript of the gene abp2, whose product is annotated as putative ARS binding protein Abp2. Lineage: Eukaryota; Fungi; Ascomycota; Eurotiomycetes; Eurotiales; Aspergillaceae. Gene Ontology annotation, molecular function: DNA replication origin binding. The transcript has 2 exons. The coding region runs from base 485 to 2899 and encodes 804 amino acids. The record is from RefSeq and is a predicted model, not a curated record.